This is a messenger RNA of Daphnia magna, 1437 nucleotides long. RefSeq lists its product as uncharacterized. Bases 172 to 1437 code for a protein of 421 amino acids. The transcript has a single exon. Gene Ontology annotation, molecular function: nucleic acid binding; RNA-DNA hybrid ribonuclease activity. NCBI's taxonomy places the organism in Eukaryota, Metazoa, Arthropoda, Branchiopoda, Diplostraca, Daphniidae. The record is from RefSeq and is a predicted model, not a curated record. Gene Ontology annotation, biological process: DNA replication, removal of RNA primer.
UCUAUAGACUCACUCUGCAUACUUUACAAGGCCCUAAUCAGAAGCAGACUAGAAUAUGGACUAACGGUGUACGGAUCAUCCAGCAAAGGAAGAAAAGAAAAGCUCGAGUCCGUCCAGAACAACAUCCUCCGGAUUAUCCUAGGAGCACCUAAAUCAACCCCAAUCAAAGAAAUGCAAUGUGAGCUCGACAUCCCACCCCUAGACACUAGAAGAACCUGGCUAGCCGCCCGCUAUAUCUUCAGAAUCGAAAAACUACAAGACCACCCCCUGCACAAAAGAUGCUGGGAGAUGAGAAGAACCCCCAAAAGCUGGAAAGAUCUUAACGUCCCGUCGCUCAAAAUAGCCAUGGGCAGCACCAUCCUAGCCGACAUAGACCUAUUCCAAGCUGAACCUGAACAAUACCCCCAUCUACAAGAAAGACCACCCUGGAAGGAACCCCCAAUCGCUAUCAGAUACUUCCCUCUCUCCAAACAAAUGUCAAUGAACAAUCCCUCAGAAGCACGAGCACUCUUUAACGAGAUCAAACACAACCACUUCAACGCAUCCACCAUCGCCUAUACAGACAGCUCACUCAACAAAUCAACAGGAAAAACCACCUCAGCAGUAAUAAUCCCCAGUCUUAACAUCGAGGAAGCAACAACCCUCUCCAGAAACUCAUCCGUCUUCACAGCCGAGGCCGAAGCCAUCAACAGAACAUUAGAACUAGUUCACCAUCUAGACGACGAAGUGGCCGAACUUACAAUAUUCUCAGACUCAAGAUCGGUCGUCCAAUCAAUAGAAUCAUCAAAAAAAGAAAAACAUCCCAUCAUUAACGCCAUACUCACCACAGCAGAUAACCUGAAGUCAGCAGGCACCAAAAUCAAUCUGUACUGGAUACCUAGUCACGUUGGUAUUCCAGGCAAUGAAGCGGCCGACCGACUAGCCUCAGAAGAAAGCAACCAGCUACUUCCAAGCAGAUGCCUCAAAAACUUUCUCUCCUCAGCCGAACAAGCAGCAGUCUUUAAAGAAUACCUAAGGAAAAUAAACAUCAACGAAUUGCACAAAGGAAGAUAUAAAGAUAAUACCCACACAAGAACGAAGACAGGAGCGCUGAAAUGGCACUCUCACAAAUCACGAAACAUCACAAGAGUCUUGUUCAAACUCAGAACAGGGCACAACAGGCUGAAAGCCAACCUGGCCCGAUUCAACAACCAGCUAGACCCCACCUGCCAGUUCUGCGAAGAUGAAGAUGAGUCAACAAAGCACGUCCUUCUAGAAUGUCCUGCACUCGAACUAGAAAGACAAGAAAUCAACAGUUACUUUACAACUCACAACAUGGAACACAAUCUAUGUAACCUUCUAGGACUCAACCCAAGAAAUAACUGCAACACACAGCAUGAAGUCCAGAGGCUACUCGUCCAGUUCCUAAAAGCAACGAGACUCAUCAACACAAUCUAA